GCGGUGGCGGCAGCCGCACCUGAGGCUGAGCUCUCUCCUGGCGGCGCUAUGGCUAGAGCUGGAAGCAGCCUCCAUCCUUCUGCCAGAGACUGGGACAGAACUGAGAGGCCUCCUGCUGUGUUGCUACUGCUGCUGCGGCUGCUCUGGGCUGGGGCUGCUUUCCAGGUGGCUCAGGGAACCGAGCUUCACGCCUGCGAAGAGUCUGAGUAUCACUAUGAGUAUACUGCAUGUGACAGCAUGGGCUCCAGAUGGAGGGUCGCCGUGCCACACACACCUGGACUGUGCACCAGCCUACCUGAUCCAGUCAAAGGCACUGAAUGCUCUUUUUCCUGCAAGGCUGGGGAAUUUCUGGACAUGAAGGACCAGUCAUGUAAGCCGUGUGCCAAAGGCCGGUAUUCUCUAGGCACAGGCAUCCGAUUCGAUGAGUGGGAUGAAUUGCCACAUGGAUUUGCUACCCAAGCGACCAAUGUGGAGAUUGAUGAAGACUUCACUGAGUCAUCUGAGAACUGUACCUCGUCAACCUGGGUUCCCUUGGGUGACUACAUCUCUUCAAACACAGAUGAAUGCACGGCCACACUGAUAUAUGCAGUCAACCUAAAGCAGUCAGGCACUGUGUCAUUUGAAUAUUUAUACCCGGACACCGGCAUCAUCUUUGAAUUUUUUGUUCAGAAUGAUCAAUGUCAGCCUAACAUAGAAGAUUCUAGGUGGAUGAAAACUACAGAAAAAGGGUGGGAAUACCAUAGUGUGGAGUUAAAUCGUGGCAACAACGUUCUGUAUUGGAGAACCACAGCCUUCUCAGUCUGGUCCAAAGUCCGUAAGCCUGUGCUAGUGAGGAAUAUCGCCAUUACAGGGGUUGCCUACACUUCAGAAUGCUUCCCCUGCAAGCCUGGUACUUACGCUGCCAACGAGGGCUCCUCUACCUGCAAGCUCUGCCCAGCAAACUCUUACUCCAACAAGGGAGAAACCUCUUGCCACGAGUGUGACUUGGACAAAUACUCAGAACAAGGAUCCUCUUCUUGCAAGAUGCGUCCAGCUUGCACGGACAAAGAUUAUUUCUACACACACACAGCCUGUGAUGCCAAUGGAGAGACACAGCUCAUGUACAAAUGGGCGGAGCCAAAAACUUGCAGUGAGGAUCUUGAGGGAGCGGUGAAACUUCCAGCCUCUGGAAUGAAGACCCAUUGCCCACCCUGUAACCCCGGAUUCUUCAAAACCAACACCAGCACCUGUGAGCCCUGUCCCUACGGCUCCUUCUCCAAUGGCUCAGGCUGUAUCAGCUGCCCAGCUGGGACUGAACCAGCCCUGGGUUUUGAAUACAAAUGGUGGAACACCCUGCCCACAAAUAUGGAAACUACCGUUCUUAGCGGAAUCAAUUUUGAGUACAAGGGCAUGGCAGGCUGGGAGGUGGCCGGUGACCAUAUUUAUACAGCUGCUGGAGCCUCAGAUAAUGACUUCAUGAUUCUUACGCUGAUUAUACCAGGAUUCAGCCCUCCACAUUCAGUGAUGGCAGACACAGAGAAUAAAGAGGUGGCCAGAAUCACUUUUGUCUUUGAGACUGUGUGUUCCGUGAACUGCGAACUUUAUUUCAUGGUGGGAAUGAAUUCCAGGACUAACACACCAGUGGAAACAUGGAAGGGACCCAAGGGCAAACAGUCCUAUACUUAUAUUAUUGAGAAGAACUCCAGCAUGAGCUUCACCUGGGCCUUCCAGAGGACCACCUCUCAUGAAACAGGCCGGAAGUACACCAAUGAUGUUGCCAAGCUCUACUCUAUCAAUGUCACCAAUGUCAUGGGUGGGGUGGCCUCCUACUGCCGCCUCUGUGCCCUGGAGGCCUCUGACUCUGGCUCCUCCUGUACUUCCUGUCCCGCUGGCUACUACAUCAACCGGGAAUCUGGGGCCUGCCACUCCUGUCCUAAGGACACGUUCCUGAGAGCACACCAGCCCUAUGGCAUCCAGGCCUGUGUGCCCUGUGGCCCAGGGACCCAGAGUAACAAGAUCCACUCACUCUGUUUCAAUGAUUGCACCUUCUCUGUUGCCGAUGCAGCCAGAACCUUCAACUACGACUUCUCAGCCUUGGCAAAUCCUAUCUCUCUGUCUGGGGGACCAAGCUUUACUUCCAAAGGGCUCAAGUAUUUCCACCAUUUUACCCUCAGCCUCUGUGGAAACCAGGGUAAGAAAAUGGCUUUGUGCACAGAUAAUGUCACUGAUAUCCGGAUCCCAGAGGGGGAGUCAGGCUUCUCUAAAUCCAUCACUUCCUACGCCUGUCAGUCAGUCAUCAUCCCCUCUGAGGUGACAGGCUAUAAGGCUGGCGUCUCCUCACAACCUGUCAGCCUUGCUGAUCGACUUGUAGGGGUGACAACAAAUAUGAACCUAGAUGGAAUCACCUCCCCGGCUAAACUUUUUCCCUCUGAAACUCUAAGGAUGCCUGAUGUGAUCUUCUUUUACAGGUCUAAUGAGGUGACACAAUCCUGUACUUCUGGAAGGUCAACCACUGUCCGAGUCAGAUGCAAUCCACUGAAACCUGUCCCUGGAAGCCUCUCACUGCCAGUGAAAUGUUCCGACGGGACUUGUGAUGGCUGUAACUUCCACUUCUUAUGGGAGAGUGUGACGGCUUGCCCCCUCUGCUCCAGCUCUGACUACCACGCUAUCAUCAGUAGCUGUGUGGCCGGGAUCCAGAGAACCACUUAUGUGUGGCGAGAGCCGAAGCUGUGUACAGGAGGCAUCUCCCUGCCUGACCAGAGCGUCACCAUCUGCAAGACGAUGGAUUUUUGGCUCAAAGUGGGCAUCUCUGCUGGCACCUGUGCUGCUAUUCUUCUCACUGUCAUGACCUGUUACUUCUGGAAAAAGAACCAAAAACUGGAGUACAAAUAUUCUAAGCUGGUGAUGAAUGCCACCCUUAAGGACUGUGAUCUGCCUGCCGCUGACAGCUGCGCCAUCAUGGAGGGCGAAGAUGUAGAGGAUGAUCUCAUAUUCACCAGCAAAAAAUCACUCUUUGGGAAGAUCAAGUCAUUCACUUCUAAGAGGACACCAGAUGGAUUUGACUCCGUGCCCUUGAAGACAUCCUCAGGAGACAUGGACAUGUGAGGGGCCCAGACCUGCCUCCUCCUGCUUUCUUACCUAGGCAGAUUGCUUUGUGAGCCCAUGGUGACUUAGCUGCUCAGCUCUCUCCCACACCUGCAGCUGGAAGAUUCUUUAUGUGGCCUUAUCAUCAAAUGUUUAAAUUUCAGAUUUUUUUAUAUACACACCCAAACGUCCCACCCUGCUUACCCCAGACCGGCCAAACACACCCACAAUUGUCUGUACAAUGGCUCCUUUGCUUGCAUUUCUGUUUGUCAAAAUGACCCAGCCUCCCAAAGUGUAGCUUUAUCCACCAAUAGUUCUAAUUGUUCCAAAAUGAAAAAAAAAAUGUUCUCUCUUGCUAAGUAUGGAGCUGACUUCUUCUGGCUCUUUAUCCAAAGGCACAAAUGCUCCUUGCAUUUCCUCAGUUUCCCCUCAGGGAACUAGGUGCCAAGUCAGCUGAGUCCUCUUGAGCUCCUUUCCUAUUGAUGAUGUCUUGAAAAGAAAGGUCUCCUUGCCUCUGGACGUGCAGUUGAACCUGGAAUGGAGAGGACAGGUAUGGCAAGUAUUAUAUGGAGCACCAUUCUUAUGAAGCACGAAAAGGAGCCAGGGGGUUUUGUUUUAAGGAUUUUCUCCCCUGUACUAGGUGGUACUUUGCCCUUUCUUAUCACAGAGAUGUUCUCACUGGAGCCAAAUAAGAAAGUUAAUAAAGAAAUUCACUAAAGAAUCUGGUCAAA
Vombatus ursinus (common wombat) is the source of this 3794-nucleotide messenger RNA. RefSeq names its product KIAA1324 ortholog (gene ELAPOR1). Bases 49 to 3084 code for a protein of 1011 amino acids. The transcript is spliced from 22 exons. Lineage: Eukaryota; Metazoa; Chordata; Mammalia; Diprotodontia; Vombatidae. Gene Ontology annotation, cellular component: trans-Golgi network; late endosome; lysosome. Gene Ontology annotation, biological process: autophagosome assembly; positive regulation of vacuole organization. The record is from RefSeq and is a predicted model, not a curated record.